AAUACAUAUUUAAUCGAAACCGGAAACGUGCGCGUUUUUGCUAGCUCCAUCGGUGCAUUAAAUCGGCCACCGUAGCUAAACGCAUCGAGAUCAUUUGCCGCAUGAUCAACCUUCCAACCCUAACCUCGAUUUGUAAAAUCGUAAAGCGAAUCAAAGUGAUGGAACAGAGGAGAGUUGUGAGUCGCCGACAUGUCGAGCAAAAGGGCCAAGGGCAAGAACACCAAAAAGCGCCCUCAGCGCGCCACCUCCAACGUGUUCGCCAUGUUCGACCAGUCCCAGAUCCAGGAGUUCAAAGAGGCCUUCAACAUGAUCGAUCAGAACAGGGACGGCUUCAUUGACAAGGAGGACCUCCACGACAUGCUGGCCUCUCUGGGUAAAAACCCCACCGACGACUACCUGGAGGCCAUGAUGAACGAAGCCCCCGGUCCCAUCAACUUCACCAUGUUCCUCACCAUGUUCGGGGAGAAGCUGAACGGCACCGACCCCGAGGACGUGAUCCGCAAUGCCUUCGCCUGCUUUGACGAGGAGGGCACGGGUCAGUUCGAAGCUGCGCGACAUGAGCGUCCAUCUUUCGGUCUGAUCCAGGAGGAGCAGCUGCGCGAGCUGUUGACCACCAUGGGCGACAGGUUCACGGAUGAGGAAGUGGACGAGCUCUUCCGGGAGGCGCCCAUCGACAAGAAGGGCAACUUCAACUACGUGGCGUUCACGCGCAUCCUCAAGCACGGCGCCAAGGACAAAGACGAUUAGCUGGCGCGCGACCGCCGGAGGGGUUUUUCCCGUGUAUAUUUCCGUCGUCAUGUGUUUUGUACGGCCCACUGCAAGGUUGGCGCGUAGCUGCUGCUUGCUUAUUUGCACAUCACUAAGAAUCUGUAUAAACGUCAACAUAUGUAUGUACUACAUUAAUAUAAACAAUGUUACUGUGACUUAUUAUUGUUAUUAAAUAUUGAUCACUUGAUACAAUCGGCACCUAGCCACCUUUGGACUUUAACAAAACUCCGCAAAGGUGGAAUAUUGCCAGACGUAAAAGCUAAAGAUGAUUAAAUUUGCUCUACUUCCAGGCUCAAAACUGCCUUUAAAUGCACAGGUGGCGUUUUAAGUCAUAUUUUGAUUGUCAUACAAGUGUAAAAAGAUAAUCAAUGCAAAAUGUAAUUAAGUCAAACUACUUGAAUAAUUUGCUUUCAUUCCAGGUACAGCACCAACUGCACCGAAGAAAGAAAGAAAACUAAUGACUCAAUUCUAGGCUCAAACUGUAAAACCAUUUUCCUCAUACAAGUAUUUAAAAAAAAAAAAAAAAAAAUGGGCAAUUACUGACCCCACCGUGUCAUAGAAAUAAAAUAAAAUUACCAAACGA
This is a messenger RNA of Syngnathoides biaculeatus (alligator pipefish), 1351 nucleotides long. RefSeq names its product myosin, light chain 12, genome duplicate 2 (gene myl12.2). Gene Ontology annotation, molecular function: calcium ion binding. Bases 190 to 747 code for a protein of 185 amino acids. NCBI's taxonomy places the organism in Eukaryota, Metazoa, Chordata, Actinopteri, Syngnathiformes, Syngnathidae. The transcript is spliced from 4 exons. The record is from RefSeq and is a predicted model, not a curated record. Gene Ontology annotation, cellular component: cytoplasm.